AUGACUUCCAAAUCCGAUGCUCCGCCCUCGGCGGCCACAGAGGCUGUCUUGGUCAAGUCCGAGGAGAUGCCUGCUGACGCUCAGAAGGUCGAGGAGCUGGACUUCAAUAAGUUCAAAGGCCCAAUCACUGCGGAAGACCUCUUCGAGGGCAUGCGUCACAUGGGCUUCCAAGCGUCUUCUAUGUGUGAAGCCGUGAGGAUCAUCAAUGAUAUGGGUGCAUGGAGAGACCCAGAGACGGGGGACAAGACCACAAUUUUCUUGGGAUAUACUUCCAACCUCAUCUCAUCAGGCCUUCGUGGUGUCCUCCGUUGGCUUGUCGAGCAUAACCACGUGUCAUGUAUCGUCACCACAGCUGGUGGCAUCGAAGAGGAUUUCAUCAAGUGCCUUGGUGACACAUAUGUUGGUUCCUUCAGUACCCCUGGAGCCGAACUACGUCGCAAGGGUCUCAACCGCAUUGGAAACCUCGUUGUUCCUAAUGCGAACUACUGCGCCUUCGAAGACUGGGUCGUCCCCAUUCUCGACAAGAUGCUUGAGGAGCAGGAGGCUAGUAAAGGCACUGAGGAAGAGAUCAACUGGACGCCAUCAAAGGUAAUUCAUCGUCUGGGUCAGGAGAUCAAUGACGAGCGAUCCGUCUAUUACUGGGCAUACAAGAACAAUAUUCCAGUGUUCUGCCCUGCCAUCACUGACGGAAGCCUCGGCGACAUGCUCUAUUUCCAUACUUAUAAGACCUCACCCCUCCAACUGAAGAUCGAUCUGGUUGAAGAUAUCCGACGUAUCAACACCAUUGCUGUCCGGGCCAAGCGGGCCGGUAUGAUCAUUCUGGGUGGUGGUAUCAUCAAGCACCACAUUGCCAAUGCAUGUUUGAUGCGCAAUGGUGCUGAGUCGGCGGUUUACAUCAACACGGCACAAGAAUUUGAUGGCAGUGAUGCGGGUGCUAGACCAGAUGAGGCGGUAUCGUGGGGCAAAAUCAAGAUUGGGGCUGAUAAUGUGAAAGUAUACAUGGAGGCAACAGCAUGUUUUCCCUUUAUUGUAGCAAACACUUUUGCGAAGGAUGUUGGAAAGUCUGACCAAUAG
Fusarium tjaetaba is the source of this 1074-nucleotide messenger RNA. Its product is annotated as deoxyhypusine synthase. The transcript has 3 exons. Lineage: Eukaryota; Fungi; Ascomycota; Sordariomycetes; Hypocreales; Nectriaceae. The record is from RefSeq and is a predicted model, not a curated record. Gene Ontology annotation, molecular function: deoxyhypusine synthase activity. Gene Ontology annotation, biological process: peptidyl-hypusine biosynthetic process. The coding region runs from base 1 to 1074 and encodes 357 amino acids. Gene Ontology annotation, cellular component: cytoplasm.